AUGAAGCGGCUGCAGCUCCAACGAUGGGGCAGUACAGUCCUUUCGCCGCGAACUCGUGCUGGUAACAGACUGCAUCAACAUCUCUACUCUGCCAGUUUACGGCACCAAUCGACUGCCGCGCCUGUCGAAAUCAGCGAUCCUUCAUUCGAUGCGAGCCUAGAGGAUGUCGAGGCUGAGGUGAUGCGCCAAGUCAAGAAUGCUCACAAGCGCAAGUCUCAGCUCCAAUAUCCCUCUCCCCCGGUAGAAGCCGCAACCCAAUCCGCCAAACUUGCCGCCCUUCACGCUCGCCUUUACCUUCCUUCUCGACUACCCGUUCAGACACUCGCGCGGACCUUGGUGGACGCAUCCGCGGAUUCUAACGCCGACUUCAACAAUGAAUCGCUGGCUACCCUUGGUCACGAUCUCCUCACCUACUACACCUCCGAACAUCUCCUUUGCACAUACCCCCGCCUGCCUUUGACCGUCAUCUUCGCCGCUAUGUACGCUUACGUUGGUCCCAAGACCCUGUCCGUGAUUGCCAAAGAAUGGGGUGUUGACCUCGCCGCGGCGCCUGGUGGAGAAGUCGACCCCGGUUAUUUGCAAUUCCGCAGGGUUGAGCCUGGAACCGAUGUGAAUGCCUCUAGUGAUGUCAAGACACCACGGCCAUAUGCCAACGCCGCCAAGUGGAGGAAGACGGUCACCUCAAAGAUCUUCUAUGAUGAUGAAUUUGGUGACCCGAUCAAGGGACCGGCCUCUACGGGUGAGGGUGUUACGGCCGAGGCGGCCAGUGCCACCUUUGUGCGGGCUGUGAUGGGUGCAGUUUACUUGCACGCCGGUCGCCCAGCCGCCAAGCGAUUCUUCGAACAACACAUUCUCUCCCGAAGCUUGAACAUCUCAGAAUUGUUCAACUUCUCUCAGCCAGCCCGUGACCUGGCUCGUCUGUGCGCGCGCGAGAACUUCGAGAAGCCCGUCGCCAAGAUUACCAGUGAGACUGGUCGUCUCAGCAGACACCCCGUCUUUGUGGUUGGUAUCUUCUCCGGCCAAGACCAGCUGGGUGAGGGCGCUGGCGCCAGUCUGCUCGAGGCUCGUGAGCGUGCAGCCCUCUCUGCGCUGAAGGGUUGGUACCUCUACAGCCCGUUGAAUGUGCGGGUUCCCAGUUCUAUGGAAGAGGAUGGUGCCUCGCCCUGGAAGCCAGCUCACGUUGACUUGGGUGAGGUGAUCACUUAA
This is a messenger RNA of Penicillium odoratum, 1206 nucleotides long. RefSeq names its product mitochondrial 54S ribosomal protein mL44. Gene Ontology annotation, biological process: rRNA processing; primary miRNA processing; regulation of gene expression. Gene Ontology annotation, cellular component: nucleus. The transcript has a single exon. Lineage: Eukaryota; Fungi; Ascomycota; Eurotiomycetes; Eurotiales; Aspergillaceae. Gene Ontology annotation, molecular function: double-stranded RNA binding; ribonuclease III activity. The coding region runs from base 1 to 1206 and encodes 401 amino acids. The record is from RefSeq and is a predicted model, not a curated record.